Molecule: messenger RNA, 1434 nt
Organism: Saccoglossus kowalevskii
Lineage: Eukaryota; Metazoa; Hemichordata; Enteropneusta; Harrimaniidae
Product: cyclin-dependent kinase 10-like
Biological process (GO): regulation of mitotic cell cycle; protein phosphorylation
Cellular component (GO): nucleus
Molecular function (GO): ATP binding; cyclin-dependent protein serine/threonine kinase activity
Source: RefSeq, a predicted model, not a curated record
UCUGUCUGUCGAUAAGAUGCUAAUACAAAUUCGAUGUUUUUCAAGCUAAACGGAGUGAUGGACGAGUGUCUGUUGUGCACCCGCUUCGAAUAGCAGAGAAAUGGACCGAACUGAGAAAUCAUGUGCUCCUCUGUCACAGGGAAGAGAAGAAAGCAAAACAGACAAGGCAAACACACUUGUGUCUAUGAAAACAGGGAAACGUUUUCCCAUCCCAGAUGAAGACAGGCUUGGUCUCUGCAGGAGUGUUUCAGACUUUGAGAAGUUAAAUAGAAUAGGAGAGGGCACAUAUGGAAUUGUUUAUCGAGCCCGAGAUACACAAUGUCAUGAGAUAGUUGCGCUAAAGAAAGUACGGAUGGAAAAAGAAUCAGAUGGUCUCCCAAUCAGCAGUUUGCGGGAAAUCCACCUCCUCAUUAACCUCCAUCACAGAAACAUUGUUCAUCUGAAAGAGGUUGUCGUUGGAAACCAUCUAGAUAGUAUCUUUCUUGUGAUGGAGUACUGUGAACAGGAUUUGGCCAGUUUGCUUGACAAUAUGAUCACCCCAUUCACAGAGGCACAAGUCAAAUGCCUGACUUUACAGAUGUUUAAUGGAUUGAGAUAUUUGCAUGAUAAUUUUGUGAUACAUCGAGAUUUAAAAGUUUCCAAUUUAUUGCUGACUGAUAAAGGAUGUCUUAAGAUUGCUGAUUUUGGUUUGGCAAGGACAUAUGGGAUCCCAUUAAAACCCAUGACACCAAAGGUUGUGACUCUGUGGUACAGAGCUCCAGAACUGUUACUGGGAUCUAAAGAACAGACGACAGCCAUUGAUAUGUGGGCUAGUGGUUGUAUAUUGGGUGAAUUACUGGCACAUAAACCGUUGAUGCCUGGAAGGUCUGAAAUACAGCAGAUUGAUAUGACAGUAGAGUUAUUGGGAACUCCAAAUGAUACAAUAUGGCCGGGUUUUUCCAAAUUACCACUACUGGAGUCAUUUAGUCUAAAAAAACAACCAUACAAUAAUCUAAAACAUAAAUUUCCAUGGUUGUCUGAUGCUGGUCUACGUUUACUGAACUUCCUUUUUGUUUUUGAUCCAAAGAAAAGAGCCACUGCAGAAGAUUGUUUAGAAAGUUCCUAUUUCAAAGAACCUCCAUUUCCGUCUGAUCCUGAGAUGAUGCCAACAUUUCCUGAACAUAGAAAUAAACGAAAAUCAACACAACCACCAAUGGAGUCCACAUCGUCCUCACAAUAUCAAGACUUUGGUGCAUUUGGAUCCUCAAAAACAAAAAAAAAAUGAAGAGAAUUUAAUUUGAUUUGCGUUUUAACCAUUAUAUCGUGUAUAUAUAUAAAUAAAACAAUUUUAUUUUCGUAUUUUUCAGUGGAGGAUAUUUUAAAUGCUAUAUUUAAUUUGGUUAGUUUGGUAAUGCCACUAUGUUUUAUUUUAAAUAAAUGUUUACACUGGCCUUA